Benincasa hispida (wax gourd) is the source of this 1448-nucleotide messenger RNA. RefSeq names its product integral membrane protein (Protein of unknown function DUF92, transmembrane). NCBI's taxonomy places the organism in Eukaryota, Viridiplantae, Streptophyta, Magnoliopsida, Cucurbitales, Cucurbitaceae. The record is from RefSeq and is a predicted model, not a curated record. Gene Ontology annotation, cellular component: chloroplast inner membrane.
CACUCUCGAGGUUUGACCUUGUCUCAACAAUGGAGUGGAGAAGAAGAAGCAAGCAGAACAGAAACAGUUCCUCAUUGACCCAUAAAAUCAAAUAUUUUUUUUCUUCUUCUUCUUCUUAGUUACUUACUUACUUGACCAACACUCCACCACAUUUCAUCCUCAGAUUCUUCGGUAUUUAAGGACCAUGGCAUUGAUGUCCUCAACUUUCCCUUUUCCCCUUCCUCUUUCUCCCAUUCCCUCUUCCAAACGCCAUCAAUUUCCCCUUUCUCUUAAAGCCCUAAUUCCCAAAUCCAACCCUAAUCGUUCCGCCAAGAUGGUGGUCCGAGCCGAGAGUUUUCAGACCCUUGUAUCGGGUGCUGUCAAUCUCGUUCAAUCCAAUCCCCCCACUUGGCAGUCGGCCCUACUCAGCAACCUCCUCAUUUUCGUCGUGGGUUCCCCGAUUCUCGUCUCGGGCUUGUCUCUUUCUGGCAUUGCUUCUGCUUUCUUGCUUGGUACUCUCACAUGGCGUGCUUUUGGGCCCUCUGGUUUCCUUCUUGUUGCUACCUACUUCGUUAUUGGAACGGCUGCAACAAAGGUCAAGAUGGCCCAAAAGGAGGCCCAGGGGGUGGCUGAAAAGAGAAAAGGGAGAAGAGGACCUGGUAGUGUUGUAGGAUCCAGUGCUGCUGGUUGUGUUUGUGCUCUGCUUAUGAUAAAUAAAGUUGGGGGAGAAGCAUUUGCUCAACUCUGGCGACUUGGUUUUGUUGCCAGUUUCUGUACUAAAUUGAGUGAUACUGUCUCAAGUGAAAUAGGGAAGGCAUAUGGUAGGAUAACGUACCUGGUAACAACUUUUAAAGUAGUUCCUCGGGGAACCGAAGGGGCUGUCAGUCUCGAGGGAACCUUUGCUGGACUCUUAGCAGCAAUUGCUCUUGCAUUUGUUGCCUGUCUUUUGGGUGAUGUAACUGCACCUGAAGUUAUUGUAUGUGUUAUAGCCUCACAGAUAGCUAAUCUUGGUGAAAGCAUCAUCGGUGCUGUACUUCAAGAGAAGGAGGGAUUUCAGUGGCUCAAUAAUGAUGUUGUUAAUGUCAUCAACAUAUCCAUGGGCAGCAUUUUAGCUGUCUUGAUGCAGCAACUCAUACUUGGUCAUUGACAUUCAUAAACGGAUGGAAUUCUUUCACCUUCAAGAGUUCAGUUGAUGUUCUCUUGACAGAAAAAUUAUAUGAAACUGCAAUGGGUGGAUGAGAACACCAGUCGUACCCUCGGAAUCGUGACAACUCAAUUAUUGCUUUAAGAAUGGCCACUGGGAUUUAACAGCAGUGAGCUAUUUGUGGAUUCUAAGGUGGGGACUGUAAAUUCUCAAUUUUUAACCUCUAGUAUCACUUUGUAGCUAAAUGACCCUUCUUUUAAUGUAAGAAUCAAAUCAUACAUAAAUAUAUUUGUAGGUGAUGGAAAAGUUGCACUUCCUUUUCAUA